AUGUCGGCCGUCGCAUCCAGCUCAGCCAUGACGAUCGACGACAUGGAUGCAGCCGACCGAGCCUGGGCCAUCCAGGAGAACAGGUUUCGAGCCCGAGCACGCUUGCGCCUGCAGGCAAGGGCACGCCGACCUCGAACGCUCCUCACUAGCAGGAACAGCAACGCCGCCACCCAACAAAGCAAUUCGACCUCGAACAAUCCACAUCAAGCCGAAGCAAGCGUGCCCUCGAUCGGGCCCAAUGCCAACCUUCGCACGGUUCCCGCCACCAGUCGCAAUGCACAACUCGAUCCGGCGCAGCUCAAAGUGGUCGGAAGCAAAGGCAACGUCGCGCGCACACGCAAGGUGGACGACGGAGAGAUUCCACUGCAGCGAGACAAAUCCCUAGGUGACUACAUCGAAUUCGACCUGUCCAAGCUUCACAACAGCAAGGGUGGUUUCCUGAUCGACGAUGAAGACCCCGUCGCAACACGCAAGACGUUGGACGAUCUGCGAAAGGAGAAGGAGCGCGAGAAGCAGCGGAUGCGCGAAUACGCCGAACCGGGCAUCUCGCUCGAUCUGCAAACGCGACCGACGUGCGAGAGCUGCGGCAGCCCCGAGAUCGUCGACCACCCGUUCAAGCGGGUCUUUGGCAUCCACGUCUGUCGCAAGUGCGAGCGCGAGAAGCCCGAACUCUACUCGCUGCUCACCAAAACCGAGGUAAAGGAAGAUUACCUGUUGACGGAUGCCGAGCUCAAGGAUGAAGAGCUGCUGCCGCAUCUGCUCAAGGCAAACCCGCACAAGGCGACGUAUUCCAACAUGAUGCUGUUCUGCCGCAAGCAGGUCGAGGAGUUUGCGUUCGGGCCCGGCAAGUGGGGCUCAGAAGCAGGGCUGGAUGCAGAGUUUGAGAGGAGGGAGGAGGAGAAGGCCAAGAAGAGGGGGAAGAAGUUCCAACAAGGUCUGGCAGAUCUGCGAAAGCGAACGAGGGACAAUGUCUGGCAGAGACGGAAGGACGAGGAGCACGUUCACGAAUGGGAAGAGGCCGAAGAGAGGGGCAAGGCGGUUCAGAGAUGUACACAGUGCGGAUACGCGGUCGAGGUGGAAGUGUUCUAA
Messenger RNA from Sporisorium graminicola, 1089 nucleotides. RefSeq lists its product as uncharacterized. Gene Ontology annotation, biological process: base-excision repair; nucleotide-excision repair involved in interstrand cross-link repair; UV-damage excision repair. The record is from RefSeq and is a predicted model, not a curated record. The transcript has a single exon. Gene Ontology annotation, molecular function: damaged DNA binding. Lineage: Eukaryota; Fungi; Basidiomycota; Ustilaginomycetes; Ustilaginales; Ustilaginaceae. Gene Ontology annotation, cellular component: nucleotide-excision repair factor 1 complex. Bases 1 to 1089 code for a protein of 362 amino acids.